Molecule: messenger RNA, 537 nt
Organism: Rhagoletis zephyria (snowberry fruit fly)
Lineage: Eukaryota; Metazoa; Arthropoda; Insecta; Diptera; Tephritidae
Source: RefSeq, a predicted model, not a curated record
AUGGCCACCCUCCCAACUGCUGCUGCUGCUGCUGCUGCCUCUCCGGCGAAGCCCGCCAAGGCGAAGAAGGACAGCUCGAAGCCGAAGGCGGUGCCCACCCACCCGCCAGUGGCGGCCAUGGUCAAGUCGGCCAUCGGCUCGCUGAAGGAGCGCAACGGCAGCUCCUUGCAGGCGAUCAAGAAGUACAUCGCCGCCAACUACAAGGUGGACAUUGAGCGCGUCUCGCCCUUCAUCCGCAAGCACCUCAAGGUGGCUGUCACCAAGGGCCUGCUGGUGCAGUCGAAGGGCAAGGGCGCCAGCGGCAGCUUCAAGCUCAAGUCCAAGGAGGCUAAGAGCGGAGGCGCCGCCGGUGCUUCGGGCAAGCCCAAGGUGGCCAAGGCCAAGAAGGCGGAGCACAAGAACCGGGCUACGAAGAAGCCAAAGACCGCCAAGCCAAAGAGUGCCAGCCCAGCCAAGCCGAAGGCAGCCAAGCCUGCCGCCGCCGCCGCCGCCGCCGCCGCCGGAGGAGCCGCCGCUGACUCAGCCAAGCCAGCGAAG